AUGACGAACCAUGGAGCAGAAGCUCUUGCUCGAACGAUCAUCGGCAUCAUUGGGAAUGUAAUCUCUUUCGGCCUAUUUCUCUCUCCAGUACUAACUUUCUGGAGAAUUAUAAAGAGAAGAGACACAGAGGAGUUUCACCCGUACCCGUACCUAGCCACUGUGAUGAACUGUGUGUUCUGGAUAUUCUAUGGUUUACCAAUUGUUCAUCCUGAUAGCCUUCUUGUUGUUACCAUCAACGGCAUUGGUCUCGCCAUGGAGUUGAUCUAUCUAUGCAUUUUCUUCGUCUUCACCAGCCCCAAAAAUAGAAGAACCAUUCUGCUUUUUCUUCUGGGUGAGAUAGCAGUGUUUGCUGUUAUGGUUGUCUUAACACUCCAUUUCUUCCACUCCCACCAAGCAAGAUCCAUGUUUGUGGGUGUGGUCUGUGAUAUCUUUGGUAUCAUUAUGUACGGAUCCCCUCUGUCUAUCGUUAGAAAGGUAUUUAAAACAAAGAGUGUAGAAUUCUUGCCAUUUUGGCUGUGCUUCGCUGGUUUCAUGAAUGGACUCUUCUGGUUUACGUAUGCUUUCCUCAAGACUAUUGAUCCCUAUCUCGCUGUUGGAAACGGAAUUGGAGCACUUCUAGGGUUGAUUCAGCUCUGCGUAUAUGUAUAUUUUAGCCAUUUCGGGAAGGCACGACAAGGUGUUAUGCCAUCUGAAGUGCCACUCGAGUCCGCCGGAAUAGACUGGAAGCCAUCAGCACCACCCCUCUGA
Messenger RNA from Fraxinus pennsylvanica, 747 nucleotides. The record is from the annotation of a GenBank genome assembly. Lineage: Eukaryota; Viridiplantae; Streptophyta; Magnoliopsida; Lamiales; Oleaceae.